AUGAUUAACUCUGGGCCGAAUCUCAAAAGGCAGGGCAUAAAUUGCAGUAACUCACAAACUCUUGUCUUCUUUUCCGGUGAAGACAUGGGGAAAGGCUUCUACAUCAGCAAAGCGGUGGCCGGAGUGUGCGCGGUUGCGGCCGUCGGGGCCGUAAUAACCAUCAUAGCCCUCGCUGUGGUGUACUCACAGGAGAAGUCUAAGAACGUAGAGCCCCCAACAACCACGGCUGGACCCAGUACGACGCCCUCCACCCCGAAAGAGCCCUGGCAGCGGUACAGACUUCCAGACUCCCUCUCUCCCGUCUCCUACAACGUGACCCUGUGGCCCCGGCUGACGCCCAACGCUGAAGACCUCUACAUCUUCACCGGAGAGUCCACGGUGGUGUUCACCUGCGUGAAGGAGACCGACCUCAUUCUAAUCCACUCCAACAAGCUGAACUUCACCAGUUUCGACGGGUUCUUCGCGAAGCUGACGGCCCCGAGCGGACUCCCCGUGCCCGGCCUACAGAAGACUUGGCUGGAGGUUCCCACGCAGUUCCUGGUGAUCCAGCUGACCGGCCCUCUGCAGGCCGGCCAGACAUACCAGCUCCACACCCAGUUUGUUGGAGAGCUGUCCGACGACCUGGGAGGCUUCUACAGGAGUGAAUACUUUGAAGAUGGAGUCAAAAAAGUUGUGGCAACAACUCAAAUGCAGCCAACAGAUGCCAGGAAAGCCUUCCCCUGCUUUGAUGAGCCAGCCAUGAAAGCUGUCUUUCACAUGACUCUGAUUCAUCCCCAUGAGACUGUGGCUCUGUCCAACGCCCUGAACCACGGCAAGUCCCACUUCCUGUCCUGGUGUAAAUGUGUAUAUGUGCUAAAUCUAUCUAUCUAUCUAUCUAUCUAUCUAUCUAUCUAUCUAUCUAUCUAUCUAUCUAUCUAUCUAUCUAUCUAUCUAUCUAUCUAUCUAUCUAUCUAUCUAUCUAUCUAUCUAUCUAUCUAUCUAUUUUUCAUUACUUUAUACCCUGUCAAUAUAACAAUGGAUGGACAGAGUUUGAUUAGGACCAGCUUUGAACCCACAGAGGUUAUGUCGACCUACCUGCUGGCUUUUGUUGUGUGCGACUUUGCGCACAUUGGGACCAACCCCGGCGCAGAUGUUUUGAUCAGGAUUUGGGCCCGGAGAAAAGCCAUAGAGGAGGGACAGGGGAACUAUGCCCUGGAGAAAACCGGACCCAUACUGGCAUUUUUUGAGGACUACUACAACUCCUCGUACCCCCUGACCAAGUCAGACCAGAUUGCUCUUCCUGACUUCAGCGCUGGGGCCAUGGAGAACUGGGGCUUGAUCACCUACAGAGAAACUGCGCUCUUAUACAAUCCUUUAGUGUCGUCUAAUGGAGACAAAGAAUGGGUGGCGACGGUCAUCUCCCAUGAGUUGGCUCACAUGGUAUGGCAUCGCACCAUUACUUACUUCCCUUUACUUGGAAUCGCGCUGAUCCUUCAGAAGUCCUUGAAAAGUCUGAGAAUAACCGAAACUUUGUUCAUUCAGUGGUUUGGGAAUUUGGUGACCAUGAGGUGGUGGAAUGACUUGUGGCUUAAUGAGGGGUUUGCCACCUACGUUUCCUACCUGGGGGCCAACUAUGCCGAACCGACGUGGAAUAUGAAAGAUUUGAUAGUUCUGAAUGAGAUCAUCGGCGUGAUGGAUGUGGAUGCUUCGGCCAGCUCCCACCCGCUCUCCUCCGAAGAGGAGAGCAUCCUGAUGCCAGAACACAUCAGCGCACUCUUUGACUCCAUCACAUACAGCAAGGGAGCUGCUGUCCUAAGGAUGCUCUCAGAGUUCAUCACUGAGUCUGUUUUUUCCCAAGGCCUCCACACAUAUUUAGAAGAGUUCCAGUAUAAAAACACAGUUUACAAAGACCUGUGGAAGCACCUGCAAAUGGCAGUGGACAAGGCCGGCAUAUCACUUCCCCACCCUGUGGAAACCAUAAUGAACCGAUGGAUCCUGCAAAUGGGCUUCCCAGUGGUUACUAUAAACACGCAGACAGGACAAAUCACCCAGCAACACUUCCUACUGGAUUCCGACGCUGAGGUGGACAGGCCUUCAGAAUUCAACUAUGAGUGGUUUGUUCCUGUUACCUGGAUUAAGAAUGGUGGAGGUGAACAACAGUUCUGGCUUCUCAGCAAGGAAGAUACACAGACAGAUUUUGUACUGGGUGGAACUGAUUGGUUGGUGGCUAACAUAGAUAUGAAAGGCUUCUAUAGAGUCAACUAUGAUACUGGAAACUGGGAGCGUCUCCUUUCCAGGCUGAGCUCCAGACACCAGGAUAUUCCGGUAAUCAACCGGGCUCAGGUUAUUGAUGAUGCGUUUAAUCUUGCAAGAGCUAAGAUGGUAGAUACAGUUCUGGCUUUGAGAACCACCAAGUUCCUGAAUAAAGAAGUGGAAUACAUGCCUUGGGAGACAGCCAGGCGCAAUCUGAAUUUCUUCUUCCUCAUGUUUGACCGCAGCAAAGUGUACGGACCCAUGCAGGCUUACAUAAAAAAACAGGUCACCCCUCUUUUUCAACACUUCAAAGAUCUGACUCUCAACUGGACAAAGAUUCCUGAAAAUCACACCGAUCAGUACAAUCAGGUGAACGCAAUCUCCUUGGCCUGUAGUUCAGGAGUGGAGGGCUGCACGGAACUGACUACUGGCUGGUUUAAAGAGUGGAUGAAAAAUCCUGCUGCCAACAACAUUAGCGCCAACUUGAGGUCCACAGUGUACUGCAAUGCAAUCGCGGCCGGGGGAGUGGCCGAGUGGGACUUUGCCUGGGCCAUGUAUAAGAACGCCACCAUUGCCUCAGAGGCUGAGAAACUCAUGCACGCUCUGUCGUGCACAAAGGAGCCCUGGCUGCUCAACAGGUACCUGCAGUAUUGUCUGGAUCCAGAGAAGAUCAGGAAGCAAGAUGCAACUUUCACCAUUGUUUACAUAGCAAGGAACCCCAUCGGACAAUCUCUGGCUUGGGACUUUAUCAGAGCCAAUUGGGGCUACAUAUUCAAUGAAUAUGGUGGUGGAUCAUUUUCCUUCGGAGGAGUGAUCGAUGGGGUGACCAAACGGUUCUCCACUGAGUUUGAUUAUAAGCAGCUUCUCCAGUUCAAAGAAGACAACGCAGAGCAGCUGGGCUCUGCUGCCUGGAGUCUCGAUCAGGCUCUGGAGAGAACCAAGGCCAACAUGAACUGGGUGGACAUGAACAUGCAGCAGGUGUUCGAUUGGUUCGUCAGUGAAACCUCCUCUUAAGUGAAGUAUUCCAGCCAUUUUUUCAUUUUCAGAGCUCAGGUUCCAUGAAAUAAUGUACAGCCAAAUGUCAUUUUGAAACAUUAUGUAUAUUCUGACUCCAGUAGAGAUAUAUUUAAUGUGUUUUGAUAAAAAAAACUUUUAUGGUUGUGUUAUAUUGCCUCAUAAUGUCAUUGCAAUAUAAACAUUUGUUAAUCUGGAAUCUUUAGCCAUAUUUUUUUGUUUUUACAUCCUCUGCAUGUACAACUGUUAAAGUUUUCAAAAGACGCACACAUGCAUGUGAUGACUUUGUAGGCCAAAAUCAUGACUAAAGUUACACAAUGUUUAGGGUGAAACUUUGCAGCCAUAUCUUUGAAAUAUUUUAUACUCACGAGUCACGGGUAUUCAGAAGAGAUCAAAGAGUGCCAUACAUUUUGGAAGUAUAAGGUUUUUUAGAAUAUCAAAGUCACAAAACCAUAAUUUGUUCUCAUGAUGUCCUGAUAAAAACCAAAUUUACAAUGCAAAAGUUUCAAUACAGGUGUUUACUGCAAUGUAUAUUUCAAUUUAAAGAGAAUCAACAUGUGGUUAAUCAUGUUUCAUUUGCUAAUUUUAAAAAAUCUAGGUUUGGGUUAGGGUUUGUAAAUAUAUCUUGCAUUCUGAUUAAUCAUUUCCUUCAGUCUGGAUAAAUUCAACCAAUAUUCAAUUAUUCUAUAGAUUUUUUUUAAAGGCAUCUAAACCGUCUGUCACUUUUCCACAUGAAAGAAAAAGUUGACUGAUCCUAGUUCAGCUGUCGCCAUUCUCUGCGGGGGUCUUUCCUGAAAGACUUUAGAGGGGAUGUGAUCCCUGUUUAGCACCUCUCUGUCCUGCUGACAGCUGUUUGUGUAAGGAAGCAGAGGCCAAACAUGCAGUGCACUUCUCAUUCAUUAGCAGUUUGGGAUCACCAAAGUAAAUGCACAGACAAGGGUUUUUUCAUGAUAAAUAUUUUUUUUAUUUAGUUAACAACGUGAAAACUUAAUAAAUACACAGCUGUCUGUACAAAAAUAAGCAAGGGAC
Menidia menidia (Atlantic silverside) is the source of this 4275-nucleotide messenger RNA. NCBI's taxonomy places the organism in Eukaryota, Metazoa, Chordata, Actinopteri, Atheriniformes, Atherinopsidae. The record is from the annotation of a GenBank genome assembly.